AUGACUGAGACUGUCCUUGUUUUUGGUGCCUCUGGCAAUGUCGGCGUGGCCGCUAUCAUCGCGGCGCUCCGGAGCAACCGCAAGGUCAUUGCCGUGGUGCGAAGCCAGGCCAGCGCCCAAAAGAUCUUUGAUUACAUCGGCAGCCGGGAUGGAAUCACAGUGGUGGAGGCCGACGUCACCUCGGAGGACUCCGUUCGAGAGGUUGUGGACCAAGUUCGCGAGGGAAAGUUGCCCCCUUUCCAGCACGUUUGGGCUUCACCUGGAGGCCUUUACUGGGAUACGCCAAUCCUAGAACUCGAUGUUCCUUCCAUCCGCGAAGCCAUGAAGGUCAACUUUGAGUCCUACAUCGUUGCCUACCGUGCUACUGUGCCUUACCUGCUGGAGCAAGGUGUCGCCGACAGCAGCUGGACAAUGUGCACCGGGGCACAAGGCGACGUGGGCAUGCGCGCAGCUCCUGCAAUGACCCAAGGUGCACUCUUCAGCUUCGCUAUCGCUGCCGCUCGCGAGAAUGAAAAAACCAACAUCCGAUUCAACGAGCUUUACCUAGCUUACCGGGUGCAGUUUGAGGUGGACAACGCCUCGCAGUUUGCCGGGUAUCACAUCACUACCACUUCAGAGUUCGCACCGUUGUAUGAGAAGAUUCUCGACAGAAAGGAUGUGAGAGGCAGUCGGGUCAAGGCGAUGUCUCCUGAGGAUGUAAAGAAUUUGAGCUAUGAGAAGAAGUACUGA
Molecule: messenger RNA, 729 nt
Organism: Colletotrichum karsti
Lineage: Eukaryota; Fungi; Ascomycota; Sordariomycetes; Glomerellales; Glomerellaceae
Exons: 3
Coding region: 1-729 (242 amino acids)
Source: RefSeq, a predicted model, not a curated record